UCACUGUUGGCUGUAUCGGUGGCUUUUUCUCAAGCUCUCAACACUAUAGAAAUCGGCAAUUGUCGCGAAAUUAUUGGCUCUUCAGCAUCACAAAUCAGAUCUUCUCAGUGUUAAGUGGAAAGAAGCAGACACAAUUAGUCUACUGUCGUCAUUCAUUACGCCCUGUUUUUGUCUUCAACGUCACUCCAGGCGGAAAAGCAAAGCGAAAGAUUCACCAAAGGACGAGGAGAACUUGUGGUUGAACGCGCUUGUGUGUGUAAAGAGUUUCGGUGCAGGCAAAACUGGACCAAAAUGCAAAUCCUGGGGACAAUGUAGAGUAAUAACUCGACACUAAGGGCAAUUGGCACGGGCGAUUUUGCGUGUCCCCCAACAAUUGAGGCUUCCGCUUGAAAAUCCCAUUUGCAGCGCGAAACAGACAAACUCACCCAUUCCAGCACACGUUCAGUGCGGAAAUAUUGGGCAAAUUAUUCGCUGCAUUGCAAUAUUGUGAUUAUUAUCCAGGAAAAUCGCGGUGAGAGAUUCUUGAACUGCAAUUGAAGCCAAUUAGACAGAAGGCAGAAGAGGAGAAUUUGCGUCCCCCUCGGUGCAGGCUAGCUCACCUGAAUAGCCUGACGAAUUGUUUGGGCGAGCGUGCGGCGAAGAGGCAAAUGACAAGCAUGGAUCGUAGUAAAAUGUUUGCCAAGUUGAUAUUGGCACUGCUGAAUGUUCUCGCCGGUCAGCAUCAGCCAGGUGUCUGUCAGGACAUGGGAGAUGGUGGCGUGCCCACAGUGCUGCCCAAGUUCAUCUCACGUGGAAAUCUAUACAAAGUCACCACGGGAGACACUGUUACGCUGCCAUGUCGAGUGCAAAACCUCGGCACUUUCAUUCUCCUCUGGCGACGUGGCAGUUCCGUUCUCACUGCCGGACCACUCAUGAUCACGCGCGACAAUCGCUUCAAGCUGGCAGAUCCGUACGAUCUGCAGAUCCACGGAGUGAAGACACAGGACGCCGGCGACUACAUCUGUCAGAUUGGUGACCAGGAGACCAGAGAUCAGGUGCACACACUUGAGAUUUUAGUGCCACCGACUGUUCGCGCAGUGCCCCAAAACGGCCAGGUGACCGCCAGGAAGGGCAGCACCGUGACCCUGGAGUGCAAGGCGUCCGGCAAUCCCGUUCCGUCUGUCUUCUGGUACAAGAGGGACCCCCUGGCCGGCUCCACCCAUCUCUCGGACAGCUCAACACUUGUGCUGGAGCGCGUGGAGCGGCAGCAUGCCGGGGUGUAUCUGUGCGCAGCCGAUAAUGGUGUGAGAGAGCCUGUCUCAGCAGAUGUUCAGCUCACAGUCCUGUCUCCGCCGGAGAUCACAGUGGAGAAGAGCUGGGUGCACGCCAGCGAAGGCCACGAUGUGGAGUUGUGCUGCACUGUGCAUGGCGACAGCAGCUCUGAGAUGCUCUGGUUCCAGAACUCCUUCCUGCUGGACCCCACCGACCGGCGCACCAUGCACUCUGUGGGCGAGCAGUACAUCCUCUCGAUCAGGAACUUCCAGACGUCGGACUUUGGGAAUUACAGCUGCGUGGCGGACAACUCUCUGGGGCGCACGAAGAAGUACAUCGAGGUUUCGGGGCGCCCUGGACCGGCCACUUUCCUCUCUCCGGCCUACAGUGGCUUCUUGGACGUCUACAAUCUCACCUGGAACGUGGAAUCGAUUCCGCCACUCGAGGAGGUCAGGCUACUCUAUAGAAAACUUUUGAUGAACGAUACUUACCAGCAUCCUGGAAAGUGGCACGAUGUCGUGCUGGUGCCCACGCCGACACGCUCAGCGCCCAACCACUUCAUCAUGUCGCACAUCAUCAAGGGCCUGGAGCGGAAUUCCGUCUACGAGGCGAUUAUCCAGGCGAAGAAUCGAUAUGGAUGGAACGAGAUAAGUGAUAUCCAUCAGUUCUACACGCGGAAUUCCGAGACGCCGGCGGAGGACGUGGACUUCAUGAUGAGCUCCACUUCGGGGGCCGCGAGAAUCGAUUGGGGAGGCGCCGCCGCCGCCCUGCUGAUGGCCCUGCAAUCGCUCCGCCGCUGGAUAAUUGCGUCGUAAGUCUGUGGUUGUGUGGUAUCUAAAAUACGAUAUCGUGAGUUUAUCUCACACUUAAUGGUGCGUCUAAUGCCAACAUCAUCCCCAUUGCUGUUACCCUUUCAAUGUUGCCCCAAAACAUUGCCGUACAGUUAUCAGUGUGUAAACUAACUUGAAUGGACUUAAUGGACACUCGUCUUGCUGACAACGGCGCCCCGCCAAAGGGACUCCUCCACUAGGGGGCCAGUGCAUGCCAGCAAAGGUGUAUUUGUGUACCCCAUCAGACGUCCCCACGCUCCUCCUCCCUCACAUCCUUCCGACUCCAAACGGACAGACAUACUGCAAGUGCCUUAGAAAAUUAUGACAUUUCGGACACGAUAGAGACGGUUUAGGUGACGAAGAAAUGAAUAGGAAAAAAAGCGGAAAAAUACGCUAUGGCGAAUCUUUGAGAGACAAUGACGGAAAAUUGGAUAAAAUUAUAGAUUAGAUAAGUGAAAAAAAAAAGAAAUUACUUUAUAAGUUGUCUUGAUCUUUAAGGUGAUGAUUAUUUUAGGUUGAAGAAAAAGAAAAGUAUUACAUUAUAGGCAAUUUGCCAGACGCUCGAUAUUUUAUCAUAAAAGAGAGAUCGCGAAAGCACUCCAGCGUCCCUGCCAUCAUCCAUUUGCAAUGUGAAGAAUGUCUAGAGCUUGUGGAAUGCAUAAAAGCGAGAGGACGUUGUCUCCUUGGGGAGCAACCAGCCGUAAAAUAUUAUUGGUCAAUGCCUCGGCAGGAGUGAGAGCGUGUUUAAGUUACAUAAGAGAUAAUGAGAAAACGAUUUUCGGUUGGGAACUGCCAUGAAGUGAGAGGUGAGGACAUUACUUCAUUCAUUUAAUUAUCAUUUUAAUGCUUUCCACCCCGUCUUAGCACCAAUUCUAAUGUCAGGGACUGAACUAUUCACCAUAAACUACACCCAAAGCCCAGCGAGGAAAGGAGCGCUCAACUUAUUGAGUGAAAACCCAUGCGAGACGUGUUGGAAUAAUUCUAUUCUCUGCAUGAAAAUGUGAUCCACAAAGACUGUUUUUGAACCUCAAGAAGUGGAUUUAUAAAAUUUUCCCUUUCUAUCUUUAGCAAAUUAUCAUUAAAAUUGAAACGAGGAAGGAGAAAUUGGAAGUUAAGCUUAUCUACCCACUUUAAACACCAUAAAUUCCUCGAAUUCAUCCCAGAAAUUUUCCUCUCUUCGACAAAUGCAGCAUGAAUUUCAAGAAUUCAUGCCGAAGGACAAAAAAUCCUUUGCAUUCUUUGCACAGAGAAAUAGGAAUUUGACUAGGCGAGGCGCAAAAAAAGGCAAGACAGAGAAGAGCAGUGAAUAAACAUUUCCGUGCAAGAUGUGCGAGUGCUGAGAGGAAAAUGAUGAGCUCUGUUUUCAAUUUCCACCCCAGAGAAAAGAAAAGCAUCUGCAUUUGGGAGAGUGUAAUUGAGUGAAAAGUGCAGAGGAGAUUUUUCUUAUGAACAUAGCAUAUAUAAGGCAGAUUUAGAGUGAAAUGAGUGGAGAAAAGAAUCUCAUCUUGGUUGAAAAGUGAGAAUUAUAUUGCACAAAAAUUGCCAUUGCUGGCGUUAUUUGAUGCUUUAAGGAGCAUUAUUACUUCAUGUUAACUGACCUUAAGUGGGACUUUUAUGAUUUUGCAAAGAGGGAAUAAUAUUUCCCACAGCGACGAGGAAUUUUAAUUAUGUAUUCACCCCGUAAAUAUCUCAUUUAUUGCUUAGCAGGAAUUGUAUUUUCCACCGUUCUACAUCAUCAUCCCUCUUAAUUUUCCCCUUGAACGAAUAUAAACUUUCGCCGGAGUAAAAAAAGCACAUAGCUAUGCUAUGAAUUGAAAAGUUUCUUCCAAUGUUACAGUUCUUCAAUGUAUAAAUUAACGGCAACUAUUGAGUGUGUUUCUCCAGGACUUUAAUGAACUCCAAAUGGAGUCCCAAAAAGUGGCACAAAUUAAUUGCUGAUUUUUUAUUUGUUCAUCAGUUGCUUCGCGUUCAAUUCAACUCUCGUGUUUGCAUUUGAAGGAGUGUGAGAAAUCCCUUUUAAAGCUUCAGUGAGCUUUCAUGGCUUUUUUGUUCUGUCUAUAAAGUCCAAAAGUGUACGCGAAGUUAAUGUUAUAUUCUUACAGUAAAUGCUAUUCAUGAAAAUGAAGCAAUAUGAUUUCGUUUAUUGAAUUGACAAAAUUGGUGUGAUACUUAAAUAAAACAUUAUUGGCUCUUACUUUCCAAACUCUGAUCUCAAACCAAAUAGAAUUUGUAAUUACAGCUUUGAUGUGCGAUUUGAGUGGAAAAUAUUAAUUAAUAUCGCUCAAUUCUAUGAAGACUUUUCCAGCGUCAUAUUUCACAAUUUCACACAAUGGCGUGGGAAUUUCCAAUAAACCCUCACUUGGCGGAUGAUGGCACAGGAGGUGGAGGACAUCGCAGAGGUGUUCGCUUUCUGACACGAAGAGUCGCGCGCCGUCGAGAUAUUUUCGAGGAUGGGUGAUAAACUAUCGAGUGAAGAACUGAAAAUUAAAUUCUUAGGAGAGACUUACGAUAUCACAACUUACCCCCUAAAAUACCUUAUAAAAUAGACGAGUGUAAGAGUAUAAACUUAUCUCUAGAAAAGACGAUGUAUUGCAUGUCUCAUAAUAAAACUGGGUGUAAAGUGU
This is a messenger RNA of Phlebotomus argentipes, 4705 nucleotides long. RefSeq names its product limbic system-associated membrane protein. Gene Ontology annotation, molecular function: axon guidance receptor activity; protein binding. The record is from RefSeq and is a predicted model, not a curated record. The transcript has 8 exons. Gene Ontology annotation, biological process: homophilic cell-cell adhesion; synapse organization. Bases 648 to 2066 code for a protein of 472 amino acids. Gene Ontology annotation, cellular component: neuronal cell body; axon; plasma membrane. Lineage: Eukaryota; Metazoa; Arthropoda; Insecta; Diptera; Psychodidae.